AUGUGGCUGGAGUUAAGCGAGCAACAGGAAGAAAGAAUAGAAGAUGAUGACAAAGAGUGGAGCAAGAGAAGGGGUUCGGCUGCCCUGCUCGCAAAGCUGCUCAGGCGGUCUGUACCAGCCCUAGCAGAGCCCUCACCGUCCUCCUCCCGCGCCCCCAAAACAUCCAGUAGCGCCGUCCCCGAGGGCCAGCUUCGCGAAGAGAGAUCCCGAAGGCGGUCACUGGACGCGCGUGUUACAGAGCCCGUUUUUGUUUUGUUUAAAAAACAGAUUCCUAUCAGAGCCAAGCCUCCCUACCCCCGGGGAAUAGGGGGCACCGGCAGCAAGGGCCCCGGCGUGGAGAGCGAGAAUAAAAGAAUACAACCUGCCGUGCGAGCCAGCGGCGGAGGGAGGGAAAGCCCUCCACGCCACCCCGAGCGGCCGGAGCCUCCCCGGUCCCGCCCCGCGCCCGCCGCCCUGCCCCGGCGCCGGCCGCAGCCUCCCGCCCUCCCCGACCCUCCCAGGACGCGUUUCCUCCGGAGCCGGACCCCCGCCCUGGCCUCCCCGCGGGAUAAGGCGGGUCAGUUCAGUCCGCUUCUCGGCAGAGGUGACUCGCGCAGAGAUGUAAACACAGCGAGACCAGCUGCGCUCGGCCCAUCCCCCUCGCCGGGGUCCGUAACCUCUUCCCUCAGCCCGGCCCCGCGCCCCGCGCCCCCCACGGGCAGGCGCGCAGCGCGCCGUCCCCUUUCUCCAAGUCCCGCUCCCCGACCGUUGCCCGGGGCACUCAGCCCCGUGCCCCAGCUCCCCGCCGUUGUCACCGCCACAGGCUCCGGAAAACCCCUCCGCAAACCCCGGAGCAAACAACACAGGCGCGGGGCGGGGGCGCGGAGGGAGGCGGCGGCACUCGGGACAGCGAGGCUUUAUCGCCGCGCCCUCGGCGCUCCCUCCCACCAGCCUCGGCCGCCCGCGCUCUUACCUGCUGUCCGCGUCGCCUGGGAAGACCACGGCGUCGCUUCCCUCUCGGCAGGGCCGCGGACUCGCCACCGCCGCCGCCGUUGGCCGGGCGUCCGGAGGGAGCCGGGGCCUCCCCGGCAGCCGGAGCCGCUCCACUGGGAGAGGAGGAGACAAAACAGCGGCGCGCCGCCCCGCGCAGCAAAUUACCACCCGCCCAACGGCCGGGCCGCGCGGCGGUUGGUGCCCGCGUUUGCUGAGUGUCGGGCGGCGGGGCUCAGCGCGCAGCUGCGGAGCGCGGCGGGCGGCCCCUUGGCGCUGCCCCCGGAGCUGCGGGCGCCCGCACCGAGCCAUUGUCGUUCGUCGCUCGGUCAGCAACGGAGAAGUAACUCAAAGUCCGAGUAUUGUUGGCGUGAGAAUUGCGGGAGUGUAUUGGUGCGGGAGCAUUUUGGUCCAAGUGCCUACGAAUUCGAAAAUGAAAACCCAGCAGUUGCUGCGCGCUUCUGGUUUCCCACUUUCACACAAAGGGGAACCUCUGAGCAGGGCACUCACGCGCCUUCAAUUAUGCAUACAAACGCCUCAGUCUAUUCCCCCCCACCACACUUCGCCGCCGCCGCGUUUUCUCGUAUUUGUUUCUUUAACAAAGAGCAGUGGCUGUCCCGGUGUGCGUGGGGACUGAUUCCGCCCCCCUCUCGGGCUCCUGCAGCCGCACUCCGAUGGCCCCGGCGCUGUGUGCACCAGGUUCUUUUCUGGGCUCCAGCCUUCCUCUUUUUGCGGCUUGAGCGAAGUCCUGAGCGAAGAAGAAACCCGGAGGAACAGAAGUGGUAG
Messenger RNA from Ceratotherium simum simum (southern white rhinoceros), 1755 nucleotides. Lineage: Eukaryota; Metazoa; Chordata; Mammalia; Perissodactyla; Rhinocerotidae. The record is from RefSeq and is a predicted model, not a curated record.